This is a messenger RNA of Psylliodes chrysocephalus, 453 nucleotides long. Lineage: Eukaryota; Metazoa; Arthropoda; Insecta; Coleoptera; Chrysomelidae. The record is from the annotation of a GenBank genome assembly.
AUGGUGUUGGCCGUAGUAUUAGCAUUUUUGGCCUACCUUGUUACCUUGGCGAGGGCGCAAUAUGGCUUUGCAGCGUUCGAUCCUUUCCGAAGUUUCGGAGGUGGACUAGGUGCAUCACUACAGGCUACAAGGGAUCCUAGACAGAAUACUGGACCAGUGGUGUUUCCACCAGCACCACCAGACAGUGGCGAAACCAGCGGUGUGGUAGUAGGAGCUUCGGGCUAUGGAUUCGUACCACCACAAAAAAUACUGGUUCAAAAUCUAAUCAUAUUAAUGCUAAUCCAAUCUCAUCAAAAAAUAAGAGAUGUAGCAGAUAUGGACAUGAGUUACAAAGCUACGCAACGAUACUUUUCCAAAGAAGAAGAUGCAUGCAAUAAAGAUGAAAUCAUUUUAAAUGAUGCUUUAAGUAUUUAUCAACGAAGACAAGCCCUAACAGGAAAACAUGGAAAUUAG